AUGAAAAUUUUCUUUGCUAUCACUUUCUGCGUCCUCCUCGUCGUUUCCUUGGCUAGCGCCAACGACGGAAAUCAGGAACAGUGAGUUUCCACAGUUUCAUCGUUUUUUUGUUGAUAAUAAAUCUGUUUUUUUGAAGAAAAAUGGAUGAAAUCAAGAAAAAGCUUUCAGUGAGAGACCGAAACGCCAGUGGGGCUAUGGAAUGGGCUACGGAAUGGGAAUGUACCGUCCAUGGGGCAUGUACGGUAUGUACGGCAUGUACCGUCCGUGGGGAAUGAUGCCUUUCAUGAUGGGUCGAUAA
Caenorhabditis auriculariae is the source of this 298-nucleotide messenger RNA. NCBI's taxonomy places the organism in Eukaryota, Metazoa, Nematoda, Chromadorea, Rhabditida, Rhabditidae. The record is from the annotation of a GenBank genome assembly.